Molecule: messenger RNA, 348 nt
Organism: Oikopleura dioica
Lineage: Eukaryota; Metazoa; Chordata; Appendicularia; Copelata; Oikopleuridae
Source: the annotation of a GenBank genome assembly
AUGACUUCUGAAACAGAAUUCGAAGUGGAAGCGAUCACCGAUUUCCGCGAAGAAGACUCGGACAAUGAGCCAGUCAUCGAGUACAGAGUCAAGUGGAGAGGAUUUCCAGAUGAACAGAGCACCUGGGAGCCGGUGGAGAGCCUCACCGAAGACAAGGGGACGCGCAGAAUGGUAGAAGGCUUCAACAAGCAUUAUACAGAGCGCAUCUUGUACAAAAUCAGAAAAUACUCGAAAAAGGGAUUCUCCGGAAUCGAACGCGUCAAAGAAUGUAAGUUUUUAUCUGUUUCUCUCAAGAUUUGUAUGCGCCUUUCUUAUUGCAAGAGAAGACCCGGUUCAAAUAUGAAAUAA